UCGUGUCAAUGAAGAUAAAUCCUUUCCACUAAUCCAUGUCUAUCCUUUUAAUCUGGGGUUUCAGAACGACGUUCAGACCUGUAUGAGGCACUGAGAUAGCAACACGAUGCUUCGCUGGCUUGGCAGAACGAAAUAAACAUUACUUCUUUUUUUUCUUUCAAAAGAGAUCUUGUAGUUUAGUUUGAUAGUAGGCCUAUAUUUUGGUAGUAUAGUUUCGGAGAGAAAAUGUUUCGAGGUUUUAGCCUGAGUUUCUGCUUGACAUUAUUUUGCUUCGGACCGUUUGUUUGCAGCGCGUGUCCGUCUCAAUGUAACUGCUUCUUUCACAAAUUAUCAGACGGAUCCAAAGCAAGGAGUGUCCUUUGCAAUGACCCACAGAUUACUCUGAUCCCACCCAACUUUCCUGCAGACACCUCGAAACUGAGGAUCGAGAAGACUGCCAUCACAAAGAUCUCCAGCGAAACCUUUCACUACCUCAACAGUUUGGAAUUUCUCUGGAUGUCUUUCAAUUCUCUGAACUCUUUGAAUGUAGACAGCUUCCGUGGCCUGAGAAGUCUGGACGAGCUGAGACUGGAAGGGAACGCACUCACCUCUUUCCCCUGGGAAUCUCUGACUGAUAUGCCCAACCUGAGGCUACUGGACCUACAUAAUAAUAAGAUAUCGUCGAUCCCGGCCGAGGCGACCAUUUACAUCAAGAACCUGACCUACCUGGACUUAUCUAGCAACAACCUGGCCACCGUACCUCCUGAGGUUCUCUCUAUGUGGUUAUCUGUGAAACCGUCUCAAGAAGACGGGGACAGUUCCAAAUAUAUUCUAGGUCUCCAUGACAACCCAUGGCUAUGUGACUGCCGGCUCUAUGACCUGGUCCAGUUCCAGAAGUCUCCGUCAUCCUCUGUGGUUCUGAUCGACACCAAGCUGCGCUGUGCUGACCCGGAGAGCCUGUCGGGGGUGCUGUUCAGCGAGACGGAGCUCCAGAGGUGUCAGGGGCCCCAUGUCCACACAGCUGUGGCCCGGGUCAGGAGCUCCCUGGGGAACAACGUCCUGCUACGUUGUGGGACUAUCGGAGUCCCAGUACCAGAGCUGUCCUGGACCCGGGCAGACGGCAAACAGAUGAACGGCACUGUUCAGGAAGAAGUUUCAAAGGAGGGAAUCAUUUGGUCCAUCCUGAGUGUGCCUGCCGUCUCUUACCGGGACUCUGGGAAAUACAUGUGCAAAGCGACCAACUUCGUGGGGACUGCAGAUGCCAUCAUCUCCCUGGUUAUUACAGACUCCUUUAAAAAUGAGGAACAAGGUGGCAGCUCCAAGACUAGAAACCAAAGAGGACGGAAAACCGGUGGAUUUGGGAAAGCUGCCUACCAGAAGAAACUUGUUGCCAGAUACAUACCUCCACCAACCACGACGGCAGCUAUGCCCAUCAUCGAGCCACUAGGACCGAGUGGUUUCACAGGGAGGUAUGAUAUCGAGAGCUACAGUAUUUUGGAUAGUGUGGCCGAUGGACAGACGCCCGGUCCUCCUGCCACGGAGCCGGCGAUUAUUAAGGAAGUGGAGAAGGAGGUUCUUAGCAACCUGGCAGCCAACGCCUCUUCUUUGCAGGCAUCGGCGCCGCCGGAGAGACGGGUGGUACGAUCGGUGAAGGUCAUCGGGGACACCGAUCACACCGUCUCCCUGAACUGGCGGGCCCCGACGGCCAAGAACACCACCGAGUUCAGCGUCCUGUAUGCCGUUUUCGGCGAGAGGGACAUGCGGAGGAUCAACGUAGGCGUGGGAAAGAACCGUAUCACCAUCGACGGCCUUGUGCCAAGGACAAAGUACAUCGCCUGCGUCUGCGUCAAAGGCCUGAUCCCUAAAAAGGAGCAGUGUGUAAUCUUCUCAACGGACGAGGCGGCCAGCGCAAGCGGCACCCAGAAGCUCAUUAACGUGGUGGUGAUCACCGUGGCCUGCGUGAUCGCUGUCCCCCUGACACUGAUCGUCUGCUGCGGGGCGCUCAAGAAGCGCUGUAAAAAGCUACUGGGGAGGAAAUCCAAAGAUAUUCAAGACUCAUAUGUAACAUUCGAGACCCUCUCCCCGGGACAGAAGCCUAAGGGGAUGGAGGGGGAGUACCUUGCCAGGCAACACCCAGACGAGUCCAACAGACUGCUCUCUGCUAGAUCCAGUGUGGACUCUGGGGCUACUUGUAGGAAUGAGGGACCCCCUAGUGAGUACUUUUGUUGAUACCAAAUGAAGGCCUCAACCUUUACAGGGCAGAGAAGUCUGUCCUUUCCAAGCAGAACUUAAGUUGGUUGGCUGGUCUCUUCUGGCAAGUGAUGUAUUGUAGAUGAGUGAAACUGCUCAGAGACGGGGCAGAAACCAAAGGACAGUUGCAUGGACAAGUGUGGUAUAUAUGUGAGUCUAGAUAAAUAGGAUAAAUAAAUGCUGACAUAACUGUGAUUAUACAGCCUUGCAGAAAUACAGGCCAACCUUGACCCGGUGAACUGUAAAAAAUAAAUUAAAAAAAAAACAGAAACAAUUUUUUUAUUUAAAAUGUGGAAGUAAGCAUUUUGUAUUUGUCAUGCACUUUUAAGGGGGUAACGUAGUGUAAGCAGUUGUCUUUCUUUGAAAUGACACUAGGGUUACACAGUUAUGCUAACUUUUACAAAAUUCCCAGGUUUUCCAGAAGUUCUUGGUGGAAUAAGGAAACCCAAAAUGGCACGUUCCUACCAGAAUGCAUGAAACCCAUCUUUUUAACAUACGGAGGAAGAGUAAUGACAGUUAUUCUGAAAUGAAUCUGACCUCAGAAUUCUGGUAGUAUUUAUUUGACGAAAUAAUGGACAUGUAAAGUAUUGGUGAAGCAACUCAUAUCUGUAGCGAUAUUUUGUACCUCUGUGUAUUUACCAUAAACGUUAAUGUGCCAGGUUUACUGUCCAAUCAAACCUAACAUACUAUACAUUUUGUAAUAUAUAUAUCUAUGAUCUGAUCUGAUAUAUCAGUACCAGUCAAAAGUUUGGACACACCUACUCAUUAAAGGGUUUUUCUUUAUUUUAAAACUUUUCUACAUUGUAGAAUAAUGGUGAAGACAUCAACACUAUGAAAUA
This is a messenger RNA of Oncorhynchus mykiss (rainbow trout), 3068 nucleotides long. RefSeq names its product leucine-rich repeat, immunoglobulin-like domain and transmembrane domain-containing protein 1. Lineage: Eukaryota; Metazoa; Chordata; Actinopteri; Salmoniformes; Salmonidae. Gene Ontology annotation, cellular component: endoplasmic reticulum membrane. Gene Ontology annotation, molecular function: protein binding. The record is from RefSeq and is a predicted model, not a curated record.